Molecule: messenger RNA, 742 nt
Organism: Exophiala xenobiotica
Lineage: Eukaryota; Fungi; Ascomycota; Eurotiomycetes; Chaetothyriales; Herpotrichiellaceae
Exons: 1
Coding region: 1-633 (210 amino acids)
Source: RefSeq, a predicted model, not a curated record
AUGGCUAAACAAGGCUGUGAUAAUGACAUUACUUUGGACUCGAACUCGAAUCUCAAUGUAACUUUACGCUUCAAGCAUUCUAUUGCUUCUCCAACACACAAUGCAUCGACACACACCGCACCAUCGCCGCAGCAACCAAGUGGUACCGGCUUUGCUACAUCAGGGCAAUAUCAUAGUCUGGACCGCGUCGGUCUUCCUCAGGUGGUUACAUGGCUGGCCCCAGAGACUCCCGCAUCCAUCAUGGCUUCAUUUCCGGCGGGCUGUCAACAUCCUCCCAUGCCAUCGCCCACGCCAUUUUUGUUGUCGGAGUCUGCCCAGAGAGAUUACCAGUAUCAGCUUUUCCUGCUGGAACAAGCCAAGAAGCGACAGUUGGCACAGCGAGAAGCAAGGCGAGUUGCUCAGUCCGAGGCUCAUCAGUCACCUCCAGCAUCAACAGUGGGACAGGGAGGAACGUCAACAGCAUACGAGCACCAGCUAGGGCUGCUUGAAAACCAAAGACAAGCCCAACUGGCAGUCACUAAGGAGUGCAAACCCGCUCAGAGAGACUAUCAACAAGAAAUGCUCGAGUUGAUAGAGCAGAACAAGAUCCGGAACAUGAAACGAGCGGCACUUUACCACCAGCAGUCAGGAUAGCAAACGCAGCUGACCAUUGGAUCUCCACCAGAUUGAAGGAGUCCUCGAAUUCGAUGAAAGUGGCAUGAUAGAAACCUUGAUGUAGUACCGAAGGUCUGGCAUGAUGCUG